This is a messenger RNA of Lodderomyces margitis, 1302 nucleotides long. Its product is annotated as SANT/Myb-like DNA-binding domain-containing protein. The coding region runs from base 1 to 1302 and encodes 433 amino acids. NCBI's taxonomy places the organism in Eukaryota, Fungi, Ascomycota, Pichiomycetes, Serinales, Debaryomycetaceae. The transcript has a single exon. The record is from RefSeq and is a predicted model, not a curated record.
AUGAUAACCUUGAUGGGGAGUAAAGAUAUUUUCAAACCUUCGACAUUUCCUAAAAAGAAGCGGAAACACGAACAGAAUGAAGUAGUCGCCACUCCACGAAGUGUGAAGUACAAACCGUCAAUUGAAUCAUUUAAUUUAUUGACAAGACCAAGAAAUGAAGGAAGAGGAAAAGGUGAUUAUCAUAGUGAGACCGAUACAUCAUUUGAAGCAUCUCCAAAUGCCAAAGAGUCUGACAGCAAACUAAAUGAUUCAUUUAUAUCCCAAAGUUCUCGAACGAGAGACAUGAAACUGGCUGAAGAAGAAGCAGAGCUGCCAUCAGCUGUACCUCCCAGCUUGAGUACGCCAUUUAUGUCGAGAUCAAAUCAGCUGCCAACACUACCACAUAUAAAUAUAGGUCAAAACCUAACUCUCCCCUCAAGACACGUUAAUGAAUCAUUACAAAUCCACUCAGUACAACCCUACCGAGAAGUUAUGGGGCCACAAGCUUUGCUGCAACAUUUGCCUGAACCACGCUUUGCGCCUUUGCAGCCACUACAUGAUCAGAAUACCGCCCCUCUUCCGAACUAUCCACACCGGCAACAAGAGUCACAAUAUUACCACCCAACUACGCAACAACAACAACGGCAGCAACAGGGUCACCAUCCAUUCCAAUUAGUACACCAGCCACAAACUGGAUCAUACACCCCGUCCCUUAUGCAACAACAACAACAGGCGCCUGCCAUGUACCCUUAUAAUGAUGACUAUUUUCCGUCUUAUCAACAGCCGCCGCAAAUAAUACAGCAACAAUCGCAAUUUGUUCCCAUGCAUGUGGCCAACUAUUACCAACAGCCAAUCCCAUCUCAGUCUCUGGCGCCUCAUCCACAUCCAAUAUACUAUAACGUAGUACCGUACUCAGUAGCUGCCGAUCCAUACUUUGGUCUACAUGGUGGUAUACCGCGCAAAUCGCGACAAUCAUCUACAUGGUCAGCUGAAGAAGAUAAGUUAUUACGCGAACUAAAAGAAGUGCAAAAGCUAGGAUGGAGAGAAAUAUCAACUUUUUUCCAUGAACGUACACCCAAUGCUUGUCAAUUCAGAUGGCGCAGAAUUAUUAGUAAUCUUGACAGUAGUUCAAAAGGAGGAACCAAUGCUGAAGCGUCUGAUAAGGAAAAGGAUCUGAAUGUUUCUUCAUCUGCUGAAGUGGCCUCGCAAAUACAUCAAGGUCGUAAAGAGAAUCUUAUACAAGGAAGAACUACGUUUGAUAAGGCCACGUCAAGUAAAAAGGAACAAAGCCAUAUAAACAAAAUAGACUUUUUACUAAAUUAA